Messenger RNA from Penicillium canariense, 3207 nucleotides. RefSeq lists its product as uncharacterized. Bases 1 to 3207 code for a protein of 1068 amino acids. Lineage: Eukaryota; Fungi; Ascomycota; Eurotiomycetes; Eurotiales; Aspergillaceae. The record is from RefSeq and is a predicted model, not a curated record. The transcript is spliced from 4 exons.
AUGGCUGUUUCCAAAGAUCCCGAGCCAUGGGCCGAGGGUGCAGAGGAGUAUAGGGGCCGACGCCUGCUACCCCACGUCAUCGACUAUUACGCCCACCAUGAACCCAGUCGCGUGUUUGCCUCCAUUUCGGUGUCGGAGAGCGUUGCCAGUGGCUUCCAGGAUGUCUCCAUGAAAGCAAUGGCCACGGCCGUUGACCACAUGGCCUGGUGGCUCGAGCGGACCCUCAAAGGCAGCAAAAAGCGAAGAACCCUGGCCUACAUCGGCGCAGCCGACCUGCGAUAUUCGAUUCUGUUGCUGGCAGCUAUUAAAUGUGGAUGGAAGACUAUGUUCAUCUCGCCGCGGAACCCCACGAUCCUCAACCUCGGCCUCCUGCAGCAGGCAGACGUCAAUGCGCUCCUGUACGCAGAUGUAUUGCGCUCAAUGGCCAAGAGCUUGCAGAAAUUUGACCCCUCCAUGUCUUGCAAACAGGUACCCUCAAUGGUAGAUCUGCUUAGGUCGCAAGCCACACCGUACCGCUUCCAGUCUUCGUGGAACGAUAUAAAAGAUGAUAGAUGCCUGAUCUUACAUUCGUCCGGAUCGACAGGCCCGCCCAAGCUGGUGUAUCUCACCCAUCAUACAUUUUCUUGCACCGACAAUGACCCCAAAGUGCCAGUGCCGGAAGGGCGACGACCGCAGAACGCGGCGCAAUUCCACUUUGAUCCGCCCGGGCGUUUCUAUUCCUGCUUCCCGCCAUACCAUAUGGCUGGUGUGCAAUCAUUUACUCUUUUACCGGCUUUUUCACAGACGGCAGCGGUAAUUAUGGGCCCGCCCAUGAUGCCCCCAAGUGGCUUUUUGGUGGAUAUCAUCAUGAAGCAGCAGGAUGUCCGAGCUCUUUAUCUGCCCCCAUCCAUCAUCGAACAAUGGACCACCGAUCCAACCGCCUUCAAACAAGCCGAGAACCUCGAUUUCGUGCUCUACAGCGGUGGGCCCUUGGCGAACAGUACUGGAAAUCGACUUGACGAAAUCACGGAUGUUUGUCAGAUGUACGGUUCUCUGGAGAUGGGCCAGAUCCAGAUGCUGGUCCCCAAUCCUGGAGAGUGGGACUACUUGGAGCCCAACCCGGCCGAGGAAUGUGACUUCCAGGAAGUGGAUGAAGGCGAGGGCGUGUAUGAGAUGGUGUUACACCCAGACAAGAAGUUCAUUGGACAACGGUCUCUCGCACAUACCUUCCCCGACAUUAAAGAAGAGUGGCGGACCAAGGAUUUGUUCAUUCCCCACCCGUCCAAGCCUGGCUUGUGGCGCUUCCAUUCACGCACCGAUGAUAUUAUCGUGCUGGCCAGCAGCCACAAGGUGUGGCCAAUCCCGAUGGAGAAGACGCUGGCCGGCGACCCCCACGUUGCUGGUGCUUUGAUGGUGGGUAACGGUCGUCCUGAAGUGCUUCUCUUGGUUGAGCCGCGAUCCGGACCGCAGGUGGACCGAAUGAGCAAGAAGGAAUUCAUCGACACCAUCUGGCCCACGAUCAUGGAGGCAAACGCGAACGCUCCUGAGUUUGGCAAGAUUCGUCGGUCGCGAAUUGUCCUCAGCCAACCUAACCUCGGGUUCUUCCGAGCCCCCAAGGGAACCAUCUCGCGCAAGCCGACGGAGUCGCUGUACGCCGAGUAUAUUGCGGCCGCAUUCAUUGACGGGACUACGGACGAACAGAGCGAGAUUGGGAUCCUGGAGAACCACUGGCUGGAUGAGGCUAAGAGAUUCAUCGGCUCUAUUGUGCACGACAUCCGACCCGAUAUCACGCUGAAAGAAAGCGACGAUUUCUUCGUUGCGAAGGCCAUGGACUCGCUCACCGUGCUGGAACUCGGGCAGAAGUUGAGGCUCGGUCUGUUACGGCGCAUGAACGAAGAAAAGAACACCAUCAACUUUUGGUUGCGUACGAUCUUUGAGAAUCCCUCCAUUGAGUGUCUGGCCAAGGCUACGCUUGAUGCUGUCCUUGGGCAAGUCGAUUCCGACGAAGCCGGAAUGCGGGGUUUAACUGUCGAGCACAUUUUGGAGACGUUUGUAGCUCAGUUACCUGAGCCCAGUGGAUUGAAGCCCCAACCUGAACUCCCAGCGGAGAAUAUCAAGGUUGUGCUGCUUGGUUCCCGGGGCCGUCUUGGCCCGUAUAUUGUCAAGGAUUUGCUCGAUGAUCCUCGUGUGGCUGGAAUCAAAUGCUUGGACAGAGGCGGCAGUGGCCAGGCAGCAUUCCAACGUCGUGUCGAAGAACUUGGCAUCGACGUUGAUGCUAGUGACGCACGGCUACAAUUUAUUUCGAUGGACCUUUCCCAGCCAAACUUGGGUCUCCCCCAAAGCCAGCUGGCUGAAAUCUCAACCCAUGCCAAUGUGAUCAUCCACAAUGUGUGGGCUGUCAACUUCUCCCUGUCGGUGUCAUCUUUCAAGCUCGAGAUGCUGAAGAGUCUCAACACAAUCCUCGAGAUUGCUAACAAGGCGACAUCCCGGCCCCGCAUCGUGUUCACCUCCAGCAUUAGCACCGUAGCGGGCUGGGCCAAAGCGGUGGCCCCAAACGUCCCUGUGCCAGAGGAGGUUAUCAAGUGCCCUGGCGCCGCGUCGCACACCGGCUACGCGCAAUCCAAGCACAUCGCAGAGCGGCUGCUAGCCGCCGCAGGCGCCAAGCUCCAGAUUCCCAUUUCUAUCCUGCGCAUCGGCCAAGUUGCCGGCCCAACCACAAUCGGCGACGGUGGCAGAUGGGAAAGCCACGACUGGAUACACUCCCUCGCCAUCCUCUCCAAGGCUUGCGGCCUGGUACCCUCGGACAUUGCGGAAGUCGACUGGAUUCCCGUGGAUCAAGCCUCGCGCAUCGUAUCUGACAUCACGCUGCAGGAGAAGCACGAUGGCGACACCGGUACACCCUUCGUCCAUCUCUACAACAUUGUGCACCCGCAACCAAUGCAAUUCUCCGUGUUCGCAGAUGCCCUGCAAUCGUGUAUCUCGUCUUCGCGGCAAGUGAACUUCCACACCUGGGUCGACCACCUGGCGAACCUGACGCCAGGUAAGCUCUCCAAGGAGGCCGAGGCCGAGAAGACUCGUAUCCUAUCGUUCUUCCAGGCUGUUGUGGACGAGCAGUGUCCGAAAUACGUCCUUGAGAAGGCGAAGAGAGCCAGUGCUGUUAUGGCGACGAUGGAGCCCAUAAAGGAGGAUAUGUUGAAAAAGUGGUGUCGGGAUUGGACAAGGACUUAG